Messenger RNA from Cicer arietinum (chickpea), 2849 nucleotides. RefSeq names its product pentatricopeptide repeat-containing protein At2g22410, mitochondrial-like. Lineage: Eukaryota; Viridiplantae; Streptophyta; Magnoliopsida; Fabales; Fabaceae. The record is from RefSeq and is a predicted model, not a curated record. Gene Ontology annotation, biological process: RNA modification. Gene Ontology annotation, molecular function: RNA binding; protein binding.
AAUGAUAUUGUGAAAGCAUUAUUAUGAGAGAUUGCGGAUUUAAAAAACACUCGUUGAGUCAGCACAAUCAUCAAUAAAAUAUAAUAGGAGCAAUGAAUGCAAAUUUGAAAAUUGAGAUUAUAACACUGGAUUAGGGUAUAAUGGAUUACAUCAAUUUGUAGAAAAAACUAAGACUUCAGAUUAAGAGAGUUAAAUCUAUUUUUUUUUUCUUCUCAACUAAGAUUGUGGUCUAGUGGAUCGACAUCAACGGUUGUAAUUUAUCCAAGUAGAUACAAUCUGCACUCGCAAAAUACACAUGAUAUCCUGUUAAAAACUAAACAGAUGCUAUCUCUCUUGUUAUCUGUUGGCAUAUGAAAAGUUUGUUUCUUUUUGUUCAUCAUUCUCUACGACGCAGAUUAUCGUACCGUUUCCAACACCAUAAACCAUUGUCGUCUUCAUCGGUUCACACCAAAAAACCAAAAUGGAACUCGCCAACCAACGUGAUAAUCACGAACCCAACCCUCGUAGUGAUGGAAUCAUGUUCCACCAUGCGUCAACUGAGACAGAUUCAAGCACGCAUGACAGUCACUGGUCUUAUUACCCACGCGUUUCCAGUCAGCAGGGUCAUCGCGUUCUGCGCACUCGCCGAUUCUGGAGAUAUUCACUACGCACACAUUCUUUUCGAUCGCUUCCAAGAACCCAAUACUUUUAUGUGGAACACCAUGAUUAGAGGCUAUGGAAAUGCUCGAUUACCUGCCGUGGCAUUCUCUUUCUUUCUCUAUAUGAUUCGACGACGCGUUGAAAUGGAUUCUAGAAGCUUCGUUUUUGCGCUAAAGGCUUGCGAGCAGUUUUCUGGGGUUUAUGAAGGAGAAUCGGUGCAUUGUUUAGUUUGGAAAAUGGGAUUUGAUUAUGAGUUACUUGUGCGAAAUGGGUUGAUUCAUUUUUACUCUGAACGUGGUUUGUUGAAACAUGCACGUGAAGUGUUUGAUGAAAGUUCUGAUAAGGAUGUUGUUACUUGGACUACUAUGAUUGAUGGGUACGCGGCACAAAAAUGUUCUCAUGAGGCUAUGGAGGUGUUUAAAUUGAUGUUGUUAGGUGAUGUUGAGCCUAAUGAAGUGACUUUGAUUGCGGUGCUUUCGGCUUGCUCUGAGAUGGGUGACCUUGAAAUGGGGAAAAAAGUUCAUGAAAAAGUGAAAGAGAAGUGUAUGGGGUGUAGUUUGAGUUUGCACAAUGCGUUGUUGGUUAUGUACGUGAAAUGUGGUCAUUUGAUUGCUGCUAGAGAGCUUUUUGAUAGAGUGGAAACCAGGGAUGUUUAUUCGUGGACUUGUAUGGUUAAUGGGUAUGCUAAAUGUGGCGACUUGGAAUCUGCUAGGAGGUUUUUUGAUCAAACUCCUCAGAAAAAUGUGGUUUCUUGGAAUGCAAUGAUUGCAGGAUAUUCUCAGAAUAACAAACCUGAGGAAUCAUUGAAAUUAUUUCAUGAAAUGGUUGGGGGAGGUUUGGUUCCAGAUGAGCACACCUUAGUGAGUGUACUCUCUGCUUGUGGUCAGCUCACUUGCUUGAAUUUGGGUUAUUGGAUUCACCAAUAUUUUGUUGUUGGUAAAAGAAUGUCUCUUAGUGUUACUCUUGCAAACGUGAUGGUAGAUAUGUAUGCCAAAUGUGGAAGCAUAGAUGCAGCAGCAGAAGUUUUCAGUACAAUGCCAGAGAGAAAUCUGAUUUCUUGGAAUUCUAUGAUUGCAGGGUAUGCUGCAAAUGGUAGAGCAAAGCAAGCCAUCAAUGUAUUUGAUCAGAUGAGAAAUGUGGGAUUUAAGCCAGACAAUAUCACAUUUGUGAGUUUGUUGACAGCUUGCAGCCACGGUGGUUUAAUUUCCGAAGGUCGGGAAUAUUUCGACAAUAUGGAGAGAAGCUAUGGGAUAAAACCCCAAAGGGAACACUAUGCAUGCAUGGUUGAUCUACUAGGGCGAACCGGGCUCCUUGAAGAAGCUUACAAAUUAAUAACAAAUAUGCCAAUGCAACCCUGUGAGGCUGCUUGGGGUGCCCUUCUAAAUGCUUGUAGAAUGCAUGGCAAUGUUGAGCUUGCCAGAUUGUCGGCGCGUAAUCUUCUUAGCUUGGAUCCAGAAGACAGUGGAAUAUAUAUGCUGCUGGCAAAUGUUUGUGCUAAUGACAGAAAAUGGAGUGAUGUAAGGAGAGUGAGAAGUUUGAUGAGAGACAAGGGUGUGAAGAAGAUACCUGGUCAUAGCUUAAUAGAGAUAGAUGGUGAUUUUAUAGAAUUUUUGGUGGCUGAUGAAUCACAUCCUCAAUCUGAGGAGAUCUACAAAGUUCUGGAUGAAAUAUUUUUGUUGUCAAAAUUGGAAGAUUGUAGCUGUGAGUUAUAGUCUUCAGUGGCAGAACCACAUCUCUCAAAGACAUUCCCAUUAAAACCCAUUUUAUAUGAUCCUUGUAGUGGAUGUAAUGCCAAAGUAGAUGGUGUAUGCAGUACGGUGCUGCUGGCCUCCGGCUAUGAUCAACGAUUUCCUUGAAAUGCUAGUGAAUUGUAUAUGUAUUUACUAUCCGUAAUGGAAAAUACUAAAGAGGAUUUCGCAUGGUGACUAUAAGGUUUAUCCUGCUGGAAUUGAGGCUAUAAUUUAUUGGCGGCUUUUCUACUGGAAUGCAUUGAUCUUUCUUGGAAAAGAAGUUUACUUGAGUUUCUGGUGGUUGUAAAUGUAAAUAAUAUUUCUUUGGAGCAAGAGGUCGAUCCUAAUUACAUGCAGUCAACGUAUCCAUAGUUGUCUAAUUAAGAUAAUAGGAUUCGUAUUUUAAAUAGAUUUAAUAUUAUUAUUAUUAUUUUAAUCUUAUGGUUUUUAGAGGAAUAAAACUUUAGAGUUUUGUCGAAA